Molecule: messenger RNA, 2568 nt
Organism: Microtus oregoni (creeping vole)
Lineage: Eukaryota; Metazoa; Chordata; Mammalia; Rodentia; Cricetidae
Product: vomeronasal type-2 receptor 116-like
Exons: 6
Coding region: 1-2568 (855 amino acids)
Biological process (GO): G protein-coupled receptor signaling pathway
Cellular component (GO): membrane
Molecular function (GO): G protein-coupled receptor activity
Source: RefSeq, a predicted model, not a curated record
AUGAUGCUCCCUCUGCUUUUUAUGUUUCUGGUUCUGCCAUAUUCCAGCUAUGUUUCUUCCUUUGAUCGUUCUUCCUGUGCUGCAAAGACAGGGGUCAGUGUGUACAAGGGUGGGGAUAUGGUGCUUGCUGCAUUUUUCCCACUGCAUACUAUUGUAUAUGAUUCCAUCACUGAAGAUCCAAGCAGUGCAGGCCUCUAUCAUCAGUUAAAGAUAAAGAACUACCAGAUUCUCCUGGCAAUGGUUUUUGCCAUUGAGGAGAUCAACAUGAACCCUCAUCUUUUACCCAAUGUGUCUCUGGGGUAUGAUAUCUAUAAUGUCCUGUAUAGUGAAUGGUCGACAUUGGAUAGAUGCAUCACGUGGCUAUCAGGGAAGAAAUAUAUAAGUAAUUACAACUGCAGGAAAGAAAUGAAGUCUGUUGCUGUACUCUCAGGAGUAUCCUGGAUAAUAUCUGCCCAGAUAGGAACACUGCUGGGACUCUACAAAUAUCCACAGCUGACCAUUGGGUCUUUUGAUCCUAACCUGAAUAAUCAUGAUCAGUUUCCCAAUCUCUAUCAAAUGGCCUCCAAGGACACAUCUCUGGCCAGUGGCAUUGUCUUAUUGUUGAAUUAUUUACACUGGAAUUGGGUGGGGUUGAUUGUAUCUGAAGGACAAAAAGGUGUUCAGAUAAUCUCAGACCUGAGGGCAGAAAUGGACAGAAACAGAAUAUGUAUAGAUUUUGUGGAGAUGAUCCCAGUCAGUAAAGUAUCCUUUUUGGCACAGGAACAAUUGAAUCCUACACGGGUUCUGAAAUCAUCAGCAAAUGUGAUCAUCACAUAUGGGGACAGUGACUUUCUGAGAGGCUUCCUGUCUUAUUUAAAGCAGACUUUAGUUACAGGGAAAGUUUGGAUCAUGAACUCAGAAUGGAAUGACAUCAACCAUUCAAAGCAUUUCAUUUUGCAGUCAUUGCAUGGGAGCCUCAUUUUCUCACAUCACCACAAAGAACUCUCUGGUUUCAGAAAUUUUACCCAAACACUUCACCCUUCCAAAUACCCAGAAGAUUUUUACCUUCAAAGGUUUUGGUUCUACUUUUUUAACUGCUCAUUUGCUGACAAUGACUGUACUACAGUUGAGAACUAUGUGCCUAAUGUUUCCUUGCAUGACUCACCUAACAACCAUUUUGAUAAGGUCAUGACUGAGUAUGCUUACAAUACAUACAAUGCUGUGUAUGCUGUGGCCCAUGGCCUUCAUGAGAUGCUUCUUCAUCAAGCAGAAGUAAAACCAUUAAGAAAGACAGAAGAGUUGAUGUUUUCAGCCUGGCAGCUGAACCCUUUUUUAAAAGACAUGGAAUUUACUAAUCAUGCGGGAGAACAAGUGAAUUUGGAUGAGAAAAUGAAACUGAAUGCAGAGUAUGAUAUACUCAACUACUGGAACUUUCCAGAAGGUCUAGAACUUAAGGUAAAGGUUGGACAGUUUUCUCCAUAUGGUCCACUGGGUCAACAAUUAUCUUUAUCUGAGGACAUGAUAGAAUGGGCCACAGGAAUCACAGAGACUCCCCAGUCUGUCUGCAGUGAAAGCUGUAGUCCUGGAUUCAGAAAAUCCCUCCCAGAAGGAAAUGUGGCUUGUUGUUUUGACUGCAUUCUGUGUCCAGAGAAUGAGAUUUCAAACAAGACAGAUGCAGAUCAGUGUGUGAAGUGUCUAGAUCAUCAAUAUGCCAACACAGACCGAAGCCAUUGCCUCCAGAAAUCUAUGACUUUCCUGGACUAUGACGAUCCCCUGGGGAGAGGUCUGUCAUGCAUAGCCUUGUACUUCUCUGCACUGUCAGCUCUCGUUCUUGGUAUCUUUCUGAAGCAGCAAGACACGCCCAUCGUGAAGGCAAAUAACCGCACUCUCAGCUACAUCCUGCUCAUCACCCUUAACUGCUGUUUUCUCUGCUCUUUUCUCUUCAUUGGCCACCCCAACACAACCACGUGCAUCCUGCAGCAGACCACAUUUGGAGUGUUGUUCACUGUGGCUGUUUCCACCAUCUUGGCCAAAACUAUUACUGUGGUUCUGGCCUACAAGGUCACUGCUCCAGGAAGAAGAAUCAGGUGGUUGUUGGUAACACGGGCACCUAACUUCAUUGUUCCCAUCUGCACCUUCAUCCAGAUUAUCUUGUGUGGGGUCUGGCUGGGAAAAUCUCCCCCCUUCAUUGACACAGAUGCACACUCUGAGCGUGAACACAUUAUCAUCCUGUGCAACAAGGGAUCAGUCACUGCUUUCUACUGUGUGCUGGGAUAUCUGGGCGCUCUGGCCUUGGGAAGCUUCACUGUGGCUUUCCUGGCCAGAAACCUACCUGACACCUUCAAUGAAGCCAAGUUCCUGACAUUCAGCAUGCUGGUGUUCUGCAGUGUCUGGGUCACCUUCCUCCCUGUCUACCACAGCACCAAAGGGAAGGUCAUGGUGGCUGUGGAGGUCUUCUCCAUCUUGGCAUCCAGUGCAGGGCUCCUUGGUUGUAUCUUUGCCCCCAAGUGCUACAUCAUUUUGUUCAGACCACAAAUAAACUCUAUUCAGGGUCUCAGGAACAAAAUACAUUAUAGGUACAAGGCUUAA